AGGGCUCUCGCGGUGGUGACGGUUGUUAUAGCGGCGCGCGCGGAUCCGAGGAGAGAGAUAUAGGAGAGAUAGCGACGCGCACGAGGCCGCGAGAUGGGGCGCAGCCUGGCGCAGUGGACCAAGACGCUCAGCUUCCCGGCGAGGAUCUCGCCGCAGAAGCAGCAGCACCAGGCCAAGACGGCGGACAGCGGGGCCUCCUCCCCCAGCGGGUCCACCAGCUCGCACCGGCGACCGGCCCUGCCCUGCACGGAGGCGGGCGGCGACCAGCCGGACUCGGAGAAGGUGCUCACGAGCUCGCUGGUGCACUGCAUCCACCACAAGGACGGCUGCCAGUGGACGGACCAGCUCAGGAAGCUCAAGGCGCACCUGAACACGUGCCGCCACGACGCCGUGCCGUGCGCUAACCGCUGCGGCGCGCACAUCCCGCGCCUGCUGAUGGAGGACCACCUCAAGUACACGUGCGCCGGGCGGCGCGCGCGCUGCGACUUCUGCGCCAGAGAGUUCAGCGGCCUGGAGCUCGAGAGUCACGCGGGCACGUGCGGCCACGAGCCGGUGUACUGCGAGAGCAAGUGCGGCCUGAAGCUGCCGCGCCGCCUGCUGGGCGCGCACCGCGGCUCCGAGUGCUGCAAGCGGCUGGUGCCGUGCCGCCACUGCGGCGCGCAGUUCGUGGCCGAUACGCUGCAGGCGCACCACGCCAAGUGCGGCCGCUACCCGGUGUCCUGCCCGGCGCAGUGCGGGCAGGAGGCGUUGCCCCGGGAGGACCUGGAAGCGCACCUGGCGGGCCGCUGCCCCGCCGCGGGCGGCAGCUGCGCCUACAAGGAGGCAGGCUGUCGCUUUAAGGGCUCCCCGCACGCCCUGGAGAAGCACCUGGCCGAGGAGGCGCAGCAGCACCUGCAGCUGGUGUGCGGCCUGGCGACCCGGCAGGCCGGCCAGAUAGCCAGCCUCAAGAGCGCGCUCGCCCGCCUCGCCGUCAACUGCUCAGGAACUCUGGUCUGGAAGAUCACAAACUUCGCCACCAAGAUGUCCGACGCCAAAACCAAAGAAGGGAUGGAACUAGUCAGCCCUCCGUUCUACACUAGUCAGUACGGGUACAAGCUCCAGGCCUCCCUGUUCCUGAACGGGAACGGAGCGGGGGAGGGAACGCACAUCUCCAUCUACAUCAAGAUCCUGCCCGGGGAGUACGACACCCUGCUGGGCUGGCCCUUCUCGCACUCCGUCGCCUUCACGCUCUUCGACCAGGCGCUCUCCUCCGAGAAGGCCUGCAACAUCGUGGAGAGCUUCAUCCCGGACCCCACGUGGAAGAACUUCCAGCAGCCGAGCAAGGAGCCCGACUCGCUGGGGUUCGGCUUCCCGCGCUUCGUGUCCCACGAGGUGCUCAAGAAGAGGCACUUUGUGCGCGACGACGUGCUCUUUCUGCGCGUGCAGGUGGACCCCAGCAGCAUCGUGGCCGUGUGACCUCGUGCAGCAGCGAAAUGGCUCGCGGAGAACGCUGGGACGCCGCCCUCGGCAGCAGUGGAGUGGGUUCGCUUGCGGGGCGAGAGACCAGCGUCUGUGUCGAGACAUCACCAGGGCUCUGCGAACACUGGGUUCGAUUGUUCGCAAAUUGUGGCCGCAUGCGUGAAAGGGUAUCUGCUCCCAGCCACUGUAAUGUAAAACUUUUACCGUUUCAGUUACAUAGUCUCUAUUGAAUUAAAUCAGCGGUUCUCAAUGUUUGCAGAUAUAAAAAUAAAUAUAGUUAUUCUAUCGUACCAUUUAAUUCGAGCAUACGCCCGAACAUUGAAGAAAUUCGUUAGGCUUAAUCAGGCAUAUGUUUAUCAUAAACACAAGAAUGUAUAAACUUAAGGUAUGUUUCAUUUCAUUUUGUUAUCACAUACCUUUUGUUUGUAAUAUUUGACUUAAGUAUGAUAUUUUAUUUCUCAGAAAUUUGUACAUGGCAUGCCUACAAUUCAAUGUGCCCUGACUUCAAAACGUUUGAGAACCAAUGUAUUAACUAUUUAUAUGUAAACAUUCUUUUUGCAGAUUUGAAUAUAUAUUAUAACGGCAGAGUGGAAUCUUUAGGCAUUGAAAGUUAUACAUACUAAAUUUUUUAUUUGGAACUCCUUUAACUGCAUUGUUAAUUUUCUAGGGCAGAAUGAAGGAGAAAAUUUUGAUUAUUGAUUUUUUUUUUAAUGUUUUAGUUCUGGUGUCUGGGAAUCUCUUAAAGAAUUUUUUUAAGAGCCUGUUUCCUAGAUCACUGGUUUUUUUAUUAUUGAGGAUUGAAGUAAUGCAUGAUAUAUAAUUAAAAUUCUAAAUUUUAAUUGAACUUCAGGCCUGUGCGAAUCUACAACUAAGCGAAUCAUUUGAACCUAUUUUUAGUAUUCUAUUUGACUUCGCCAGGAAGUUUGCUGUUUGUUUUAUUUGAAGCUUUGGUUUUGAUGCAAAGCUUUGCAUGUAAUUGAAAGUUCUGAAUUUGUUCCAAAGUCUUAAAAUAUUGGAAGCCUAAGAUUUACUUAUGAAAAUAUUUACUUAAAAAAUCAAAAGAAGGCGCUCCGUUUGCUUUUAUAAAUGCUCAGUAUUAAUAUUAUGCAUGAGUAUUUUAUAAUUCUAUUGAACUAAUUAGUUUAAUGAUUAUUAUUAUUUUUUACUUAAAUUUUGUACUUUAUAAAAUAAGUUUAAUACAGCAUUGCAGAAAACAAUAUCCACAGUUCGAUACGGGAAUAUUUUAAACAUUCUAUUUUUUAUUCACUUUGCAUCAAAACACUAGUAUUCGCACAGGCAUAUUGAACUAAACACAUGUCAUUGGAAUGUGUGAAAUCAUUUGGUACAUAGAAAUUUUGGAACAUUUCUUGCUCAGAUUCCUAGUAACAUGAGUACUAUACAAUGAUGGUUCGGUUAAGAGUUUCCAGUAAUUGAGAAGAAUCAGCAAAGUCCAUCUGAGCCCACUUUAACUAGGGAAUUCCAUCAUUCAUAAUUUUAACUAAGUUGGUUCCAAAUUUAUCCCGAGUCCAUUUUAAUUCAAACCUCUGUGCAUCGCAAUGUGGUCUUUACAAUAAAAUGGGCUUCGGCAGCUGUUCAUGGUGUAGACAGAUAAGAUAUUAUAAUUGGAAAGCAAUAUUCUUAGGACUAUUGAUGCAGAAGGGAAUUCAGUGCAGUUGAAUUUGUGUUGAAAUGAAUGUGUAAAAUUGUAAUUUCAUCUCCACACUUUAAGAUAUCAAAUACUAGUGCAUACUACCAAAAAUAAGUUUGUAAUGUGUAAAUAUUUUGUAACCCAAGAACUGAAUAGUUGUUUGCACAUAAAAUUUGUAUCUUACUCACUCCAGCUAGAGAUAAAUGCGGUAACAUCGAAGAGAUUUAUUAUAAUUAUGUACCAGUGUGAACUUUUUAUUACGUGACUUUAUGUACAUGGAUGAUUAGAUUUUUUUAAUUUGUUUUGUGGCAUAACGUGACAAUAAGCAGGUCUUCUUCAGACCAUAAGUGCUCAGUUUAGUUUUGAUUGUUAAUGCAGAGUCAACCGCCACGGCCACUAAUCACUCACAUCAAUUACAGAGAUCAAUUCCUAUGGAUUCCAGGCUGAGUUAACCCUGAGAAAGCCAUAAAAUGUUUACAGCCAGAAAAUUCACUAAAAAUAUACAGAAAUAUACACUAAGAAUAAAGUUACAAAAUAAUAAAGGAAUAAAACAUAUUAGAGUAUGGUUAAUUACUGCCCAAAAUUUUUUUUGUAAGCUAUGAAACAAUGAUUUUCAAAAAAAUUAUGUUAUUUCUGAAAAAGCACUAACAGGUUUUUUUUAUGUAUUAUUUAUAACGUAUUGAAAUUAUAAAGGUUAAACUGGACAAAUGUCACACAAAUUUUGUUUGAAUUUUGUAAACAUCCCUUUUUUACCAUUAGUACUUUAAGGUGAACAUGCAAGGCCGGGGAAGUUUUUAAAAAACUUUCAAUAUAAUAUUUUUAUACUUCGCUUCAACUUCAAAAUAAUUUUUUUUUUUUAAGGUAGUUAAGAAAUUUUAUUAUUUUACUUGACAGUUAAAUGUACCACAGAUACAUAUAAAUUGUCUUUGAGUAGUUGUCAUCUCAUUACUAUCUGUCACUUGUGAGCAGAUGAUCAUUAUCAGUAAACUUAAUCAUUUUAAUAUGUACAUAAAACUUAUAGUAGCUCAAACUAAAAUGAUAAGUUUUUGAUAAUUAUAGGGAAUGAACUUGAAGACAGUUAAACACUUGCAUAGUUGCUUAAAUUUUCCCGGAGAUAAAAAACUUUUUGAAAUUUCCCUGAUUAUCCAGAUGAAAUAAUGAAGCUGUUAAUAUACACACGUUGAAACUUUUCAACUUUUAAUUUCCCGUUGUCCUGAUUGAAAUGUAGAAUUUUAGUGAAGGAAAUAUAAAGCGGAUUCAAUGUGACGCCUAGCAACUACUAACAGAAUUACUCACACAUUAAAUUAAAUUUACUAAUUAUUGUACAUGAAACUAAAAUAACUUUCAUCACAAUAAAGAUGGCAUGUGAUUAUCCCCAGAUAUUCAUUAUUGGUCUCAAUAGAGUAAGUGAAUGUAAAUAUGUAAUAUAAAUUGUGUGUUGUGUUCCAAAGAUGUGUACAUAUUGUUUGGCCAAAGAUAAUUGUUUACAUGUCUUGUAUAUUUGUGAAGUUUUUCUGUCAGUGCAAUGUAUUAGAGUUAUUUUUUAGAGCCUAGUUUUGUAGCUGUGAACAAUUUCAUUUUCAGUGACCAUGAUGUUUAGGUUGUUUAUUUAUUUUUAAUGUAAGUAUUUUGAGUACGUUGCUGCUCCCUCGACAUGGUGUUGUUUGCAGUCAAAGACGGUGAGUGUUCCAAUGCUGGCCAGUAAAAGAAUAGCGUUGGUUGACAAUUAAAACAUCACCUCAGCCAGCUAAGGUAGCAGGUUUCAUACUGGAAUGAAGCGAGGGCGAUUACAAGUUUUUAGCAGCUCUUUAAUUUCGAAACUGUUCAUAUUGUCGUUAGUGAUGGGCAAUACGGAUAAAAACUGUUACAGAUCCAAUUACUGAUACAUUUACUUAAAAGAUCUGUUAACCGAUACAGAACCGUUUUCAAAACUUUUUGUAAACAAUCACAAUGCAAUUCUCCAGAAAUUCUGUAUUUUUAAAUAAUAAGUCAUUACCUAAAUAAUUCUUUAUUUAAAGGAUUUUUGGUAGAUGAAAUAAAAUUAGGCAGAACAUAAUACACUUGACUGUUAAAUUACAAAAAAAAUUGGAGUAAAAUAUGCCCAUGGAACUAUACACGAGUAAAUAGAAAAAAUGGGUACUUUCUUCAUGUGUAUCAGUUUUUUUAAGUAUCGAUCGGAAAUGAUUGCAUCGGGAACCCAGAAAAUUGAGAAUAUCAGAUGGUACGAUACUAAAACAAUUGGGUACAUCGGUGCAUCCUUUUUUUUUUUUUUUUUUUUUUCAUUUACCAUUUUUCACUUGCAUAAUUUUCGUGUGAAUAUCCAUAGAGGCAAGCUGUACCCAUGCUAAUUUGUCAAAAUUGGGGAAUAAAUAUAAUUAAUGAUCAGAGACAUUUUUAUCAAGUAGCAAAAAAAAAAUGUUUGUGUUAAAAAGUUCUAAACCAAUGCUCGGGAACGUUCAGAAAUGCUAUUUAUUACAGAAAAUAUAGUUUCGCUACAGUCCUGCGAGUCAACAUAACGCAAUGUUGGUAAUGGGGAUUUGGUUUUGCGGGGGAACGCGCUGCUCUAGCGACUGCGAGCUCGGCCGUGUGGGGGCGAGCGGCGAGGCGUGCUCACUAUAGCUGGGGCUAACCAAAGGGUGUGUGAAUACCAGAUGCAGCGUGUACCAUAGUCUGUACCAUUGCUGUUACAGUCAGCUCUGUCCAUACCAAUGUGCAAACUGUGUUCAGUGUCGCAAUAAAUACUGUAUCUUGUGCAAA
Molecule: messenger RNA, 5863 nt
Organism: Bacillus rossius redtenbacheri
Lineage: Eukaryota; Metazoa; Arthropoda; Insecta; Phasmatodea; Bacillidae
Gene: Traf4
Product: TNF receptor-associated factor 4
Exons: 8
Coding region: 94-1455 (453 amino acids)
Biological process (GO): tumor necrosis factor-mediated signaling pathway; regulation of apoptotic process; protein K63-linked ubiquitination
Molecular function (GO): zinc ion binding; protein binding
Source: RefSeq, a predicted model, not a curated record